This is a messenger RNA of Gekko japonicus, 487 nucleotides long. RefSeq names its product tyrosine-protein kinase Srms-like. The record is from RefSeq and is a predicted model, not a curated record. The transcript is spliced from 4 exons. Gene Ontology annotation, molecular function: signaling receptor binding; non-membrane spanning protein tyrosine kinase activity; ATP binding. Gene Ontology annotation, cellular component: extrinsic component of cytoplasmic side of plasma membrane. NCBI's taxonomy places the organism in Eukaryota, Metazoa, Chordata, Lepidosauria, Squamata, Gekkonidae. The annotation marks the transcript as partial. Gene Ontology annotation, biological process: cell differentiation; protein phosphorylation; innate immune response.
AUGUUGCCCGUGGGCGCCAUGGGGUCCACCAUAACUUUUCCUGGCACCCGCCAAGUCUGGUACAUAAGCGGCAUCAGCAGAAACAAGGCCCAACUCCUUCUCCUCUCAUCCCCAAAUCGGCACGGAUCCUUCCUCAUCCGGGACAGCGAGAGCAACAAGGGCGAGUACUCUCUUUCAGUUCGGAAUCAUGCCAAAGUGAGACAUUUCAGAAUCUACAAGGACCCCGGGGGGAACUUGUACUUGGAAAAGGAACACACGUUUCCCAACCUGGAGCAGCUCCUGGCUUAUUACACGGUCAACUGGAAAGCCAUCCAGAGUCCCUUGCUUCAUCCCUGCAUCCAAAAGAGGUCUCCAGAGACAGACCAAUGGGAACGUCCCCGUUCAGAAUUCACGUUGUGGAGGAAGAUGGGAGAAGGAUGUUUUGGAGAGGUGUGGGAAGGAAUGUGGAAGAACACAGUGCCAGUGGCCAUCAAAAUCAUGAAGCAAG